Pan troglodytes (chimpanzee) is the source of this 807-nucleotide messenger RNA. Its product is annotated as keratin-associated protein 5-9. The transcript has a single exon. The record is from RefSeq and is a predicted model, not a curated record. NCBI's taxonomy places the organism in Eukaryota, Metazoa, Chordata, Mammalia, Primates, Hominidae. The coding region runs from base 1 to 807 and encodes 268 amino acids.
AUGAAUUCCACAAGGAAAUCAUCUCAGGAGGAAGGGCUCAUACUUGGAUCCAGAAAAUAUCAACAUAGCCAAAGAAAAACAAUCAAGACAUACCUCCAGGAGCUAUGUAACAGCAACCGGAAAGAGAAACAAUGGUGUGUUCCUAUGUGGGAAAUAAAGAGCCGGGGCUCAGGGGGCUCCACACCUGCACCUCCUUCUCACCUGCUCCUCUACCUGCUCCACCUUCAAUCCACCAGAACCAUGGGCUGCUGUGGCUGCUCCAGAGGCUGUGGCUCCAGCUGUGGAGGCUGUGACUCCAGCUGUGGGAGCUGUGGCUCUGGCUGCGGGGGCUGUGGCCCCAGCUGCUGUGCACCCGUCUGCUGCUGCAAGCCCGUGUGCUGCUGUGUUCCAGCCUGUUCCUGCUCUAGCUGUGGCAAGGGGGGCUGUGGCUCCUGUGGGGGCUCCAAGGGAGGCUGUGGUUCUUGUGGCUGCUCCCAGUGCAGUUGCUGCAAGCCCUGCUGUUGCUCUUCAGGCUGUGGGUCAUCCUGCUGCCAGUCCAGCUGCUGCAAGCCCUACUGCUCCCAGUGCAGCUGCUGUAAGCCCUGUUGCUCCUCCUCGGGUUGUGGGUCAUCCUGCUGCCAAUCCAGCUGCUGUAAGCCCUGCUGCUCCUCCUCAGGCUGUGGGUCAUCCUGCUACCAAUCCAGCUGCUGCAAGCCCUGCUGCUCAUCCUCAGGCUGUGGGUCAUCCUGCUGCCAGUCCAGCUGCUGCAAGCCCUGCUGCUCCCAGUCCAGAUACUGUGUCCCUGUGUGCUACCAGUGCAAGAUCUGA